AUCCGGUUGUCAGAAAAUUAAACAACGCUGGAAUGUUUUGAAACAAAGCAACAUUAACGUUCAUGUGGCCCACCGUGUAGAUUGUAAUUACUUUUUGUUAGGUUGUUACCUCAGCCUUAGCCUGUUGUGGGCCUGAAGCAUGUCUUGGAAAAGUCCAGAAUAAGUCAGCGAAACGCUUAUGGAGGCGUCCCGGCUUGUUUCCUGCAGAGAAGACAUUUCUUCGCUAUUUCCUGAGCAGACGCCGGGUGCUAAAUAUAAUGAUUUAAGCAGACAGUUUUCGGCCGUGAGAAAAGUCCGUGGUGAUGGAAACUGCUUCUACAGAGCCUUCUGCUUUGCACACUUGGAAUCGAUCGUGCGAAACGCCAAGGCUUUGCGGAGAUUCAAGGACGCUAUCGUGAAGAGUGGGACAGAUGUAACUUGUGCGGGAUUUGAUGAAAGCUCCUUCAAAGAUCAUCUGAAAACAUUCCUAGAUGUUGUGGAACAAAUCCAGGGUGAUGACCAGGACAUGCUGCUCAGGCUCUUCAACGAACAGACUACCUCUGACAGUGUGGUGCAGUAUCUCAGGCUGCUCACCUCAGCUCACCUGCAAAACCAUGCAGACUUUUUCUGCAACUUUGUAGAGGCACCAAAUCUGCAAGUCUACUGCAAACAAGAAGUUGAGACCAUGGCGAUGGAGUGUGAUCAUGUGGAUAUCCUGGCUCUGUCGCAGGCCCUGGAUGUUAGCAUCCAUAUAGUUUCCAUGGAGGGUGAUGAACAGUGCUUGGCUCACCACAUCAUUCCAGAGGGUGCUCAACCCACCCUGCACCUCCUCUACCAAAAUGCACACUAUGACAUUCUCUAUCCUCAUCCCGACCAACGAUCCACUAGGGCUGCGCUCACCUCAGGAUUACUGCCGAGCAGUUGAUGAAAUGCCAAAUGAGUUUUAAUGAAGGUUGAUAAAAAUAGCUCUUUAUAAAGACCAUGCAGUGUUUCAACAUCAGGCAAAGUAAGUUUGAACUGCCAAAAAAAUAUCCAAAGACUUUGAUAUUUUUAAAUGAUUUUAUGUGAAAACAUUGUACUAUUAAUUAAAAAAUUGUGUCACAUAUUGCCUUAUUUAAUACAGAUUUACUCAACA
Myripristis murdjan (pinecone soldierfish) is the source of this 1114-nucleotide messenger RNA. Its product is annotated as ubiquitin thioesterase OTUB2. The coding region runs from base 179 to 904 and encodes 241 amino acids. The record is from RefSeq and is a predicted model, not a curated record. Gene Ontology annotation, cellular component: nucleus. Gene Ontology annotation, molecular function: ubiquitin binding; cysteine-type deubiquitinase activity. Lineage: Eukaryota; Metazoa; Chordata; Actinopteri; Holocentriformes; Holocentridae. The transcript is spliced from 6 exons. Gene Ontology annotation, biological process: protein K48-linked deubiquitination; negative regulation of double-strand break repair.